AAACUAUUUUUUUUAGCUAGCACUUACUAUAUUAGUUUACUGAUGAAGUUUUUAUGAAGAAAACUGUUUGUCAUGAUACGGGGACAUUGACGGUUAGCUAACAUUGGAACUACAUACUGAUGGGAAGUGUGUCAGUCCGGACACGAUUCUUGGGUGCACUGCUGCUAAGCUCAAGGUCUCCCGUUACAAUAAAUUACUCGUUGACUAUUGAAGCCAAACUGACAGUUUCUUAAAUGGAGUUACAUGUAUUGUAUUUCGAAAUGAAACCAACACAUGCCCAGUUAAUUAAUGUUUUCAAUCCAUACGUUUUUUAAGAGACUAAUCCAGGAAAAGAAGUCGGCGAAAUAUCCAUCCGUCACCUUUUGAUACACGACUACAUGAACAGUCCAUAUCCCGACUGAAAUGUCUCUGCCAAAGAUGACACGCCUCCCCUCUGUGAGGCUGCUGAGCUCCAUCCACCAGCACCACCAGAUGUUGUUUCCCUCCAUCACUCCUCUCCCUGCGCCCAGAAGAGCUGUGAGUCAGGGAGAAUACAGACGACCCGGCAAACCCAAAGAGGACAAGUUUCCAUGGCAACCGAUUAACUUUGGCUUCACGAAGGGUGUGGAGGGGAUAAAGAAGCACUUCACGCUGCUGAAGAAGGAGUUUUCUGAGCGCUGGGUUGGUCCAGAGGGGAAACCCAUCCUUGAGCACAUGCUGGAGCAGAACCGAGUGAUGUGGGAGUUCAGGGGCCCGGAGAGCCUGGACCAGUGGACGGUGUCCUCAGAUCACGAGAUUGGAGGCCAAAGUGAAGCUUACUUGAAGCUGGGGAAAAACAAUAAUACUUGUUUUCUGUACGGGACUCUGAGCUCGACUCCUCCAAAGGAUGGAGAAACACGCUACAGUGGAUACUGCACCAUGCGCUCCAAGCGACCACAGGCUUCAUUCGAUAGAAAAAAGCACCAUGAUUGGUCCAGUUUCAACACCCUGCAUUUGCGAGUACGCGGUGAUGGACGUCCGUGGAUGAUCAACAUUGGCGCAGAAACAUAUUUCUCUCACCAGAAGGAUGACAUGUACAAUUAUUUCCUGUAUACCAGGGGAGGACCCUACUGGCAAGACGUCCAGAUUCCUUUCUCCAAGUUUUUCCUCACAAAUCGCGGCAGGGUACAAGAUGACCAGCAUCCUCUCUGGCUGGACAAGGUUAACACCAUUGGAUUUACCUUGGGGGAUAAAGCAGACGGUCCAUUCCAACUGGAGAUCGAUUUUAUUGCCGUCUCUAAAGAUUACGCUCACACCGAGGAGUUUGCCUACGAGUUGUACAAGAAAAAUCCUAACGUUUAAUAAGAGCAAUUGCAGAUAAACUGCGGUUCAAUAAUGGCCAGGUUAUACAGAAACUACCAAUAAACAAGUCUAUUAAUUGCAUACGAUCCAUCAUUCCUGGUAAUGCUUUUUUUUAAACACUGGAUUCAAGCACAUGGACUGGGAUAAAAACUUGGAGGAUAUAUAGAUUAAACCCAAUUGUAACAGGUAGCAUUUAGAAUCAUUUAAUUACAGGACAUGAAUUGAGACUUGCUGCUUUAAAAAAAAUAAUAAUUAAAAAUCAA
Molecule: messenger RNA, 1583 nt
Organism: Pungitius pungitius (ninespine stickleback)
Lineage: Eukaryota; Metazoa; Chordata; Actinopteri; Perciformes; Gasterosteidae
Gene: ndufaf1
Product: NADH:ubiquinone oxidoreductase complex assembly factor 1
Exons: 5
Coding region: 403-1320 (305 amino acids)
Biological process (GO): mitochondrial electron transport, NADH to ubiquinone; mitochondrial respiratory chain complex I assembly
Cellular component (GO): mitochondrion
Source: RefSeq, a predicted model, not a curated record